AUGGCACCGUCAGCCAUCGACAAAGUUGAACGUGACCGUGACACUGUUAAAGUUAAUCUUACCUGGUUGGAAAAGCGUUUCAAUGACCACGUCACAGCGCCUGCCCCAGAAGCGAAGAUUCGACACUACAUCAAAACAGUGGAACGUGCUCAAGAGAAGAUUGAAGAUUUAUUUCAGAAAAUCGCAUCAAUUGUUGACCCCAAAGACAUGGAUCCUCAUUCAGCAGAAUACAUGUCAAUGAAAGAUCGAGCCCUGGAAUUGGAGCACCAGUUUGCAACAGUUCUCAAGACCUUCGCCGUUCCUGUCAUCCCCACAGCUGCAUCACCUUCAACUCCAAGUACCCUACAGCUACCUAAGUUGACCCUUCCUACCUUCGACGGUGACCUCAACGAGUGGAUAGCUUUUCGAGAUAUGUUCACGAAUGCAGUCCACAACAAUGCAAGUCUAAGCAAAUCACAGAAACUUACAUAUCUCAAAGCGCAACUAAAAGGUGAAGCUGCACGACAGGUCCAGUCCAUUACAAUAUCCGACGCCAAUUACGAUAUUGCAUGGACACAAUUGUCAGAUCGAUACCAAAACGACCGUGAGAUUUUCUUUUCAAUUAUGAAGCGAUUCCAUGACCAACCACUUGUUCAGCCACACUCAGCCCAUGGCAUUCGCCAGCUACUCGAUGUGAGUCGCGAAUGCAUCCGAUCCCUUGAUGUUUUGAAGUUGUCAACGCACCAUUGGGGUGCCCACCUCAUGUUCAUCAUCGCAAGGAAGAUGGACUACGCCUCCAAGGAAUUGUGGGAGCAGUCUCUCAAAGACAGCGCAAUUCCGUCCCUCCAAACACUUUACGACUUUCUCGAGCAGCGUGCCCGUGCUCUCUCAGCGAGCUCCACCAACGCCCAGAAGUCGUCAAAGCAAGCAACCCAUAGACACGACAAUGAGAAGACUUCACGUCCCAAUGGCCAGCCCAGUCGUAAUCUUGCUCAUCUCGUCCAGUCGCCACCAUGCAAAGUAUGUUCGGAAAACCAUCCAGUUUUCAAAUGUCCAACCCUAAAUGCCAUGUCCGUACAAGAACGGUCCGAAGCGGUGAAGAAAGCCAGCCUUUGCUUCAACUGCCUCAAAGACAACCAUACAAGCGCCCAGUGCCCAAGCUCAAAGACGUGCAGAACCUGCAACGGUAAGCACCACACUCUUCUUCAUCGCGGACGGAACCCUGACGCCUCCCGAUCGCAAGAAACCAGCAGUCACAUGGUCCACCUCGCCCGGUCCGGUACUGCCACUGCCACAGCAAAACCUGACAAGCAACACAACGGUUCAAAUGGUCAAGUUUUCGCCACCACAUGUCAAGAUAUGAAGACCAAGAAUUUAGAAACACUUCUGGCAACAGCAAGAGUCCUCGUUCCUGAUCGGUACAGUAAAUUGCAACCCAUCCGCAUUCUCAGCGAUAGUGGAUCCAACACCCACUACAUCACGGAGAGCUGCAUCAAAAAACUCGGAUUACCAAGAACCCGAUGCGUCGCUUCCGCCACUGGACUUGGUGAAGGAGCCCUUACUGUCGCCAAAGGAUUUACAUGGCUCACAGUUAGUCCCCAUUUCAAUCCAUCCAUAUCAAUGAAAGUCAAGGCGCUCAUCAUUCCCAAAAUCACUGGAGAUUUGCCCUUGAACCCCAUCAGUCAGCACCAAUGGCCACAUCUGCAAAACCUGAAGCUUGCAGACCCCAGUUGGCAUCAGCCUCUCCCAGUAGACAUGCUACUGGGGGCCGAGUUCUUCUUCGAGGUCACCAAAGACGGCAAGAAGACUGGCCCACCCGGAAGUCCCGUCGCACUCAACUCAUCAUUUGGUUGGAUGAUUGGAGGAGGGUGCCCGGACUACAACAACUCUCUUCUCCGCAAUGUGUCCCAUUUGUCCACGACAGAUCACAUGACCGAAGAGCAGUCCCUUGACCAAGCAAUGCGCAAAUUUUGGGAAAUUGAAGAAGUUCCACCUCAUCGCACCCUGACCAAGGAGGAAGAAGCAUGCGAAGAACAUUUCACCUCCACCGUCAAGCAAACAAGUAAUGGACAACUAAUGGUUCACAUCCCGUACAAGUUACCAUGCCCUGUCCUUGGUUCCUCCCUGGAAAUUGCAAUACGAAGACUGAAACAAAUUGAACGCAGAUUAGCCAUGCAACCCCACUACAAAGAUGAAUAUGCCAAAUUCAUGAAAGAAUAUUUGGACUUAGGCCACAUGACUGAAGUCGGCCCACCAGACAAGGACGACACCAAUCACUGCUAUAUUCCUCACCAUUUCGUACUCAAGGCCGACUCCACUACAACAAAAUUUCGUAUCGUGUUUGACGCCUCCUCCAAGACGUCAAACGGCGUGUCGCUCAACGACACAAUGUUGAUUGGACCUACCAUUCAAGAUAACCUGUUCGACCUCAUCCUGCGCUUUCGUCUCCACAAAAUCGCAUUCACCGCCGACGUGGAAAAAAUGUACAGACAAGUCCUCGUCCGUCCCGAAGAUGCAAACCUGCAAAGAAUUGUGUGGAGAGAGAACAGCAACGAACCAAUCAAGCAUUUCAUAUUGCGUACCGUUACCUAUGGUACUGCAGCUGCCUCCUUUCAAGCCACCAGGGCCCUACAAGAAGUUGGACAACUCAAGAAAGAAGAGUUACCAAAAGCUGCUGCCGUCAUUUGCCGCGACUUCUACAUGGAUGACCUCAUCAGUGGAGAUGCGAAUGAAGAAGAUGCACUCAUCACUCAAUCUCAACUCCUCGAGGCUAUGGAAUCAGGCGGAUUCAAACUCCGCAAAUGGUCCUCAAAUUGUGAAACCCUGCUCAACGCACUACCCGAAGACCUACCAGAGUCAAAGUCAACUCUGCCCCUUGACGUGGAUCCCACUAUCAAGACGCUGGGAAUCUGCUGGAACCCCAAAGAAGAUGUCUUUGUAUUCAAGAUACAACCCCCUGCCCACGACGAUACACCUCUAACAAAGAGGAAAGUUCUCUCAGAACUCGCCAAAAUAUUUGACCCUCCCGGCUGGUUAUCACCCGUCAUCAUCAACGCUAAACUACUGAUGCAAUCCCUUCACACUCUCCAAGUUGGAUGGGAUACUACGCUACCUGAAUCCAUUCAACAACAAUGGAUAUCCCUGGUCCGUGACAUGUCAACCCUAGCAAGACUCCAGUUACCACGACACUAUCUACACGACUCCACGAUCGCCAGUCCCACGCUGGAUGUUCCGGUGGUCACAAAUAUGUCUGGUCUCUGUGGUCAAUCAAGUCAGUUAAACCCCGCGAUCUCCAGUACCAUGCUGGGUGUUUCGGUGGUGGACACUGACUCUUCGAAACAAAGACAUGGUCACACUCUCCAAUCAAGUACUCCUCAUCAUCCCACCCAAUCCAACAAUUCAUCAUUGCCAGCUUAUUGUCUCGCUGGAUUUUCCGACGCAUCAGAACGAGCCUACUCAGCCGUGGUCUACUUUUGUGCAUACCAAGAAGAUAAGAUUUCGACAAGUCUCAUCACUUCGAAAACUAGAGUUGCUCCAGUCAAGACCGUUUCUCUUCCCCGACUCGAAUUAUGUGGAGCACUCCUCCUCUCUGAACUCAUGUCGUCAGUCCAAUCAGCCCUUCGGAUUCCACUACAUUCCGUCACAGCUUGGACCGACUCCUCCGUUACCCUCUCGUGGAUUAAGUCACACCCCUCUCGAUGGAAGACCUUUGUUGCAAACCGUCUCACAAAGAUCCAAGCUCUUGUUCCCCCUGAACGCUGGGGUCAUGUCCGCUCCGAGGACAAUCCUGCCGACUGCGCAUCCCGUGGCAUAAGUUCAUCCAAACUUAUCAAUCACUCUCUAUGGUGGAAAGGUCCACACUGGCUCAAGCAUGGAAUUCCAAUUCCACAUGGAGUUAUUGGACCCCAUGAUGAUCAGUGCAAAAAUGAAGAACGGAAUCAAACAAUUUGCCAUGCAGAAAUCUCGUCUCCAAAUCAAGUCCUACUUAACAAGUACUAG
Folsomia candida is the source of this 3978-nucleotide messenger RNA. RefSeq lists its product as uncharacterized. The record is from RefSeq and is a predicted model, not a curated record. Lineage: Eukaryota; Metazoa; Arthropoda; Collembola; Entomobryomorpha; Isotomidae. The coding region runs from base 1 to 3978 and encodes 1325 amino acids. The transcript has a single exon.